AUGGCGAUCCCUGAUAAGACCCGCAAAGAAACUGUCGAUGACUUGAACCAGAAAGCCGCAAGAUUUUCACCAGGGUCUAGUUAUUAUUAUGGUUUCCUUAUUCCAGGUACUUUUCUCGGUUACAGUUCGCUGAGAAUUGCAAAUAAAACACCCGACGAUGUGUUGAUAAUUACGAUUGAAAUAAAUCCUCAAUCAGCCGAAAUCGCGCACAAUAUUCACCAGCAUGCUGCUGUGGGAAACCGUAUUCAUAUUAUUGUUGAUUCUACUGACAAAGCCAUUCCUCGUCUGCAUGAUCAAUUUAAUGUUGAUGCAUUCGAUUUCAUUUUCAUCGACCAUUACAAAGAACUGUAUUUAUCUGAUUUUAAAUUGCUUGAACAAGAAGGUCUUAUUAAAACAGGCACAACCAUUGUAGCAGACAAUGUAAUCUGCCCAGGUGCUCCUGACUACUUGGCAUAUGUGAGAAAUAAUCCACAAUAUUCAUCCGUUUUACACGAGACUACACUCGAAUAUCGAAAUGAUGUUCCCGAUGGAGUGGAAAUUUCAAUAAGAUUAUAA
This is a messenger RNA of Rotaria socialis, 555 nucleotides long. Lineage: Eukaryota; Metazoa; Rotifera; Eurotatoria; Philodinida; Philodinidae. The record is from the annotation of a GenBank genome assembly.